Messenger RNA from Anopheles bellator, 1464 nucleotides. RefSeq lists its product as uncharacterized. The coding region runs from base 1 to 1464 and encodes 487 amino acids. The record is from RefSeq and is a predicted model, not a curated record. Lineage: Eukaryota; Metazoa; Arthropoda; Insecta; Diptera; Culicidae. The transcript is spliced from 2 exons.
AUGUGUGAAUUACCACACCGCAUCGAAGUGACCAAUGUGCAAAAUUGUGAAACAUUUCAGCAUCCGCUUGUUCUGCUCAAAGGCAGCAUCGAUGACCCCUGCGAAGGCGUCCAACUGAAGGUGGUUUCCGGACAGCAAACGCCGGUAUCAUUUUGUCACACCAUUGAAGACACUGACCAUCACGCAAAGCAUCGCAAGUUUCGGUUGCUGCUACGGCUGCAGGAAGGGAAAAAUGAAAUCGCUUUACGGUGCUGCACGACGGAAGUGCGAUUAGCGUACUACUACAGUCGGCCAAACAAUCCGCACACCAUCAUUCCACUGUACAUCGUAUGCAAAGGACACCACGGGCGCUACCAGUCGCAUGAAAGCGACCAGCGAAAUACUAUCGAAAAUGGCUGCCGUAAAGUUACGCUGGCCAUCGAGCUGCUGCAGUGUUUGUACGCCGAGAAGCUGCACGAGCAUGGCUUCGGUCGUAAAACAUUCACUCUCGGCAGAGGCUGCGUGCCAUUCUACAGCCAGCUCGACUACAUCCGUUCGACCAGCAUGUGUGAGGCGGAACUGUGGCAGCAUUUUGCCACCGAGCUGCUACAAUCGGAAGCGUACGAUAUGUCGCGCGCCAAAGUGGUGGCCUUUCUGAGCAGCACCCACUUUGACGGCAUCACCGAUGGGGACUUUUCGUACGCCAACAUCCGUAGCAAAACCACCGGCCAUGCUGCGCUCGGUGGCGGAGGAUUGGCACUGUUCGGGACCGGAUGUCUGUACACUUGGCCCACGACACUCGAGGGAGUUGCCGAAGGAUUUUUGAACCGGCAACCCGUGGACUGCCGCCAGCUGCUGGACGACAGCAACUACAGACGGACGUUUGGAGGUUGCUAUGCCACAACCCUAGGGUCGGUGUGCCAUGAAAUGGGGCACACGUUCGAUCUGGGCCAUACACCGGACGGAUCCAUAAUGGGUGAUGGGUUCGAUGGAAUUGAACAUGUGUUCGUCGGGCGUACGGAGCCCUAUUGCAACGGCAGUGGCGUUGGGCCCCGCCGUUUAGUAAACACUAAACCCGGUGGCCCAUCGGGGAAACUCACGCAGCUCAAACGGCCUGGCGAUGUUUUUCGGCAGCUCGCUGAAGCCAAGUGUAACGAUGGAAUUUUUUUCGCACCCAACAGUGCAUUAGCACUGAACCAUCAUCGGUGGUUUAACGCCAAUCUGCACGACGGACCCGGUGCGAACGAAACAAUCCAGUACAAGAUCGAAACACGAGUGGCCACCAGCUACGGGGCACCGAUAGUGUUGGUUGAGCUACGGCUUACCGUAAACGGAAUGAUGCAAAAACACUGGACAUUCCAGGAAGCACCGACACCGCAGUCAUCGUUUUUGCUACCGAAGCUUCCCAAUUUGGUUAACCAAACCCUUUUCAUAAUGAACGCCAUGGGCACCAUACUGAAGGUGGACCUCUGCCGAAUGGAGUAG